Molecule: messenger RNA, 411 nt
Organism: Arachis stenosperma
Lineage: Eukaryota; Viridiplantae; Streptophyta; Magnoliopsida; Fabales; Fabaceae
Exons: 1
Coding region: 1-411 (136 amino acids)
Source: RefSeq, a predicted model, not a curated record
AUGCAGGCGACUUGCAAGGUAUUUUUGGACGCAGCCCGCUCUUCUGCGGUGUACAAGGUGGCCUCCAUGGCGGAGCUACCCGUCGUGUUCGGUUAUGACUUAGAGGACCGUCCUGAGGAUGGGUUUCUUUAUACAAGCGCGCGCAGAGGAAAUCCAGCCGCUAUAUUCCGUGUAGGGAUUAGAGAAUUCUGCUGGAUGGGCCGAUCUGUCACUAGGGUCGACACCCUGCUUGAGGCCACCGAUGCAGGCGACGUCCAAGCCUGCUACAUGUGUGCGAUGCUGCUACUGAUGCCAGGUGUUGGGAACGAGGCGCACGCUGGCAGGGGGUUGAAAUGUAUCAAAACGUACUGGCUGCUGGAAAAAUCGAAUCGUGUAGAGAAUUAUUUGGGCAGUUGUUCGCAAAUCCGCUGA